AUGCAACUAUGUCUAGUGGACCCUUGCCGCAUCCUGAUUCAAGACGUGGGCAUCAAUGGGGUUGUUAGCGAUGAACGAGGCGCGUACGGUCUGCGAUACAACGAUCAUGCACGAUAUCGGAAGCAUUGUGCAAACAAAGUGCACCGACUUCGACGAGGAUUAAAGAUCACUCAUGGUAAAGGAAGAGAGUUCAAAAAACUACCGGUCAUCUCUCCAGAGAACCUCAAGGAUGGCCAUCUUCAGCUUCGUUUGUUCGAAUCUGAGCGGGCUUAUUCUUUUGCUCAAGAGCUCUACGAACAAUUUACCAAAUCAGACGAUGCGAAGACUCGGAACAUCGCCAUGGGACGCUUUCGUCGUGCCGUCAAGUGGUCUGGACAGCUAUCAUCCGAUCUUCAAGCGCUUCGCGAGAUUCAACCACCUCGUGUUUCCUCCACAGGUCUUGCUGAAGCCGUCGCAUAUCAUCUAGCUAUUCGAGGGCGUCUGCUUCGUUUGCAAGACGAAUUUCAACCCGGACUCGAAGCCCUUGUUGCGGCAAGGACUCUAUUGGAUGCGCUCUCCAAAAGUGCCAGUUCUUCUCGAGAUCAUGCUAUCUAUGUUCAAUUUGCAGAUGAAAUUGCGCCAGAAAUUCGUCACUGUGCUCAUGAACUGGGGCUUGCUCGAGCAUACGACAUCGAUGGCAUUGUAUCGACCCUGGGGAGCAAAGUCGCAUCUGCUUUGAUUAAGGACUAUGAAAAUUUAUUGAAGGGAAUUCAGUCCGAAGGUGCGGAAAAGAAAGGCGGCGAUAAAGCAAAGCAAUUGCAAGAAAUCGUCUGGGAGGGCAAACCUGUUCCAGUGAGAAGCCCCGAGUUAGUGGACGCAUUGUUACGUGUGCAACAAGCCAGUGAUGGCUUGCCUGCUACCGGACAAACCAACAUCAAGCCAACUCAGACCCGAGGAUUAGUUACCAAGUUCGAUGGUGUCCUCUUGGCGCUCAGCGAAGCAGAGGAAGUAGCUAAAAAAUUGGCCGAUGCUCAAAAGACAGCCUCAACUCAGCCCUCUGAACCGGGUGCGCGCGACGCGCAUUUUAUCAGCUCCUUCGUUACCUAUCAACUUUUAUCCCGUCGAACCCAGCGCGACCUUCUUCUUGCAGAAGCCUUGCUCGCUACUCCCGUGCCUACGCCCGGAAAGCAAAACGAAACGCCACAGAAAAUCGACCAUCGAGUCGCACCAGCUGUGGUCAAGUUGCUCGACACGAUACUUCAGAGUCUGAACCAGAUGCGUUCUCUGAGCGUUGUUGACGAGAGUGCUGAUUUGACCAUGGCGGUUGAAGGGAGACUAUCCUAUACCAAAGCCAGGCGGGCACUUUUCUUGUCAAGGACCUACGAGCCACACAAUAAGUUCGCAGAGGCGGUUGCACUCACUCAGCGUGCGAAUCUUCAUCUGAGAGAGGCGCAUACAAACUUUAACGAUGUAGCGGAGGACACACCUGAAACUGCUUUCUACCCACUCACCCUGGACUCGGUUAAGGAGCUCGAAAAGGAUGUGCAAGAUACAGAGACGGACUUGAAAAAGCGCUGGUUCGCAUACAAUGGCGGAAAAGCGGUUGGAAACCAGCACCAAAAACCUGUGUUCUUUGAUAUUGCAUUGAACUACAUUGAAUUGCCGAUGGAGAAGCUUCAAGAAAAGGCUGGGGUUGCACCAAAGGCGCAGCCUGCCAAGGCUAGUCCCGUCGUUGAAAAACGGGUGUUCGCAGAGAGAAAGGCUGCCGAACCAGAGGCAGAAGAACCUGCUCCCGCUCCUCAGCAGUCACAAGGAAUGCUCGGAUCGCUUCUGGGUGGAUGGUGGGGACGCAAGUGA
Messenger RNA from Rhizoctonia solani, 1836 nucleotides. RefSeq names its product signal recognition particle 68 kDa protein. Bases 1 to 1836 code for a protein of 611 amino acids. Gene Ontology annotation, molecular function: signal recognition particle binding; 7S RNA binding; endoplasmic reticulum signal sequence receptor activity. The record is from RefSeq and is a predicted model, not a curated record. Gene Ontology annotation, cellular component: signal recognition particle, endoplasmic reticulum targeting. Gene Ontology annotation, biological process: SRP-dependent cotranslational protein targeting to membrane. The transcript has 6 exons. Lineage: Eukaryota; Fungi; Basidiomycota; Agaricomycetes; Cantharellales; Ceratobasidiaceae.